Molecule: messenger RNA, 5360 nt
Organism: Oncorhynchus nerka (sockeye salmon)
Lineage: Eukaryota; Metazoa; Chordata; Actinopteri; Salmoniformes; Salmonidae
Product: nuclear receptor coactivator 2-like
Exons: 22
Coding region: 229-5142 (1637 amino acids)
Biological process (GO): positive regulation of transcription by RNA polymerase II; cellular response to hormone stimulus
Cellular component (GO): nucleus
Molecular function (GO): protein dimerization activity; nuclear receptor binding
Source: RefSeq, a predicted model, not a curated record
GGUAGUGUGUGUAUGGUAGUGGUAGUGUGUGUGUGGGGGAAGGCUUGUUAGCGAGAUAAACAAGCAGCCAGCCAGCAGCACAGAGCAGUCGGAGGAACAUGGCGGCAGCACAGUCAGCUAGCAGUAUGUCUGUUUCCCCUCAACGGAAGGUCAGACCGGGUUUAACACACGGGAUUUAACACAACACAAGCGACGGCAAGUUACAAGUCACGCUGAUAUGCAGUGAGGAUGAGUGGCGUCGGUGAAAACCUCUCGGACCCUGCUGCCAGGGCCGAGUCACGGAAACGCAAAGAAUGUUCCUCUGACCUACUGGGUCCCAGCCUCAAACGAAGCAUCGAGAAGAGAAACCGUGAGCAAGAGAACAAGUACACUGAGGAUCUGGCCGAGCUGAUCUUCGCCAACUUCAACGACAUCGAUAACUUCAACGUCAAACCAGACAAAUGUGCUGUCCUGAAGGAGACUGUCAAACAGAUACGACAGAUCAAGGAGCAAGAGAAAGCAGCAGCAGCCAAUGAGGAGGAGGUACAGAAGGCGGAUAUCUCAUCAACGGGCCAAUCAGUCAUCGACAAGGAGGCUCUCGGACCAAUGAUGCUGGAGGCCCUGGACGGGUUCUUCUUCGUGGUGAAUAUGGAGGGUAACAUAGUGUUUGUGUCUGAGAAUGUGACCCAGUACCUGCUGUAUAACCAGGAGGAGCUGAUGAACACCAGCAUCUACAGCGUCCUGCACGUAGGAGACCACGCUGAGUUCAUCAAGAACCUGCUGCCCAAGAGCCUGGUGAACGGGGUGCCGUGGUCCAGUGAAGGUCCCAGGAGGAACAGUCACACGUUUAACUGUCGAAUGCUGGUCAACCCUCACAGUGACAACAGGGACGAGACCAACGACCAUGAGGGACAGCAACAGAAAUAUGAAGCCAUGCAGUGUUUCGCUGUCUCCGAACCCAAGAGCAUCAAGGAGGAGGCUGAAGACUUCCAGUCAUGUCUGAUUUGUGUGGCUCGCAGGAUGCCCAUGAAGGCGGGGCCAAUUCUUCCCGCGCACGAGAGCUUCACCACCCGCCAGGACCUGCAAGGUAAGAUCACGUCACUAGACACCAGUCUUCUGAGAGCCUCUAUGAAGCCUGGCUGGGAAGACCUGGUGAGGACAAGCAUCCAGAGGUUUCACCUACAGAACGACGGAGAGAUGUCCUUCGCCAAGAGACACCAACAAGAGGUGUUGCAUCACGGCCAGGCAUUCAGCCCCAUCUACAGGUUCUCUCUGUCAGACGGGACCAUCGUGUCGGCUCACACCAAGAGCAAGCUGGUCCGCUCCCCUGCCACCAACGAACCCCAGCUCUACAUGUCUCUACACCUGCUACAGAGGGAACAAUCAAGGUCUGAUCUGGGCCCGGGUCAAGACAUGGGGCCCGGUGGACAGGGGCCAGGGAUCAGCCACAACCCCUCCAUAACCCCUCCAACCCAGGGGACCCUCUCUGGUUUGGGCCCCCAGGGACAGGACACUACAAUCAGCUCCAACAGCACGUUCUGUUCCCCUCCUCAUGGAAGUCCAGGGUCCAGAGAACCAGGGCUCGGAGCCAUGGGGCCAGGGUCCAGAGAACCAGGGCUCGGACCCAUGGGACCAGGGUCCAGAGAACCAGGGCUCGGAGCCAUGGGGCCAGGGUCCAGAGAACCAGGGCUCGAACCCAUGGGGCCAGGGUCCAGAGAACCAGGGCUCGAACCCAUGGGGCCAGGGUCCAGAGAACCAGGGCUCGAACCCAUGGGGCCAGGGUCGGAACACAUACAGGACUAUCACUACGGCUGCCCCCCCCAGCCCAUGGGCCACUCCGGAGGGUUACAGGGAGGCAUGAACCUCCCCAUCCACCCUAACCAGCAAGGGGCUAAUUGGAGGAUGAGCAGCCCGUCUCGAAGCAGCCCUAGCCCAGCCGGAGGGCCCCAUCUGGGGCAACAGAUUUCUAUGUUGUCCCCUAGGCACAGGGCGAGUCCAGGGAUGGCAGGGAGCCCUCGCGUGGCCCCAAGCCUGCACUCGCCCUCCCCUGUGGGGAUGUGUGGGUCUGGAACAGGGGUUGCAGAAGGAGGUAGCGGUCCUGCGGCUAACAGUCAUGCUAACAGCCAUGCUAACAGUCAUGCUAACAGCCAUGCUAACAGUCAUGCUAACAGCCAUGCUAACAGUCAUGCUAACAGCCAUGCUAACAGCAAUGCUAACAGCCAUGCUAACAGUCAUGCUAACAGCCACAGCUACGGCAGUAGUUCUCUGUCGGCCCUGCAGGCUCUGAGUGAGUGUCACGGGGUCAGACAAGGCAGUGGUGGACACACACACCCUCACGGCGCAGGGGGCCAGCAUCCUCAAACACACGCCCUGGGAUCACCUGACAGGAAGACGAUGGGAUCGCCCGCUGGGAUGGCGUUGGGAUCAGGAGUCAACCCUCACACGAUGUCGAAGCUUGGCAGCGGUAAGGGAAAUGGGGACUCUUUGGGCGGAGAGCAGGAACAUGGUCAGGGUGGACAGUAUGACCAGAGACAUACAGACGGGAACGGUACCCACGGUAACCACGCUGACAUCACAGAGGAGAGGGAUGGUCUCGGCGGUGGCCCCGACGCACAGAGCCGUAGACAACGCUAUGACAACAAGGGCCACACCAAACUCCUCCAGCUUCUCACCACCAAGUCCCAACCCCUCGACACCCCUUUGUCCCCCAACGGAGGAGGGGACCCCAAGGACCCCUCGUCAGGGCUGGGGGGCCCUUACGCUCCAGGGGGCCACGCCACCUCCCUAAAGGAUAAACACAAGAUCCUUCACAGGCUGCUCCAGAACAGCACCUCUCCUGUGGACCUGGCCAAGCUCACUGCUGAGGCCACGGGCAGGGAGCUGGGGGAGCAAGGUGGGUGUGGUAACAGACAGGCGGGACACGGUACGGAGGGGAACCUCACACCCAAACAGGAGCCCCUGAGUCCCAAUAAGAAGGACAACGCCCUGCUGAGGUAUCUGAUGGAUAAAGAGGAGGGUGGGAUGAAGGCGAGGCAGGCGAAAACGGAGGGAGCAGGAGGGCAGGUGAAGACGGAGAAACAGGAUUCAGGAUACGACCGCGCUGAACAGUCUUCAGAGUUGGAUGAAAUCCUCGAUGAGCUGCAGUGUGUCCAGCCCUCCUCCCUGGACAAACAGACCAUCAUCAACGACAUACUGCACAUCACCCAGGAAACCAGCCCUGGCAACCCCAACGCCAUGGCAACACAGCAGCAGCAGAGGGGCAUGCAGCGAGGCAUGGGGCCAGGCAACUAUGGAUGUCUGGGGAGCCAGGGUCCAGGUAGGGGUUUGCCUUUGAGGAGUGUAUCCCUGGAUAUGAACAUGUCAGGGGGCCGGCCCCCAGGGCCAGUAUCCCCCAUGAGGACCCCCAGCCCCUACACACUACAGCAGCAGCAAAGCAUCUUGGGAAACCACGCCGCCAUGAUGUCCAACCAGGCCAACCUCGCAGGUCUAGUGAGGGGUCCUCGGCAGGGCAUGCAGCACCAGCAGGAGGAAGGGGGUUGGGGUCCUGAGGGCCCGGGUCAGAGCGGUUCAGCCUCGGUCCCUCCUCCUGGGGCCCCAGGUCAGCAGGGGACGAUGCACAGCCGUAUGGGGCCCAACCCUGGAGGCCCCGGGGGCCUCAUGAGACCCAGCAGUCUACCAGGACCUGCACCCAGGCAGAUGCUGCAGUCGCAGAUGAUGGCCAACGAGAUGGGCAUGCGGACCCACCAGUUCUCCCAGCAACAGGCUCCACCCAAUCAGACGGCUCCAUGGCCGGACAGCAUGAUACCAAUUGAGGCCUUCAACCAGAACAGGUCUGUGUAUGCCCCCCAGCAAGAGGAGGAGGUGUUGUGUGGGGGUCCGGGGCCCGGGGGGCAGGGGACUGGGGGUCCUGGUGAGGGGGGUUCUAGUGAUGAGGGGGCUCUCAUGUCACAGCUCUACACAGUGCUGAAGGACUUUGAUGGCCUGGAGGAGAUAGACAGAGCCCUGGGGAUACCUACUCUGAUGGGACAGGGUCAGUCUGUAGAUCAGGACCAGUUCUCUUCAGACCCGUCCAUGUUGUUGGACCAGAAGCCUCCAGUGUACGGCCAGCAGGACCCCCCACCCGGCUCCCAUCUAGCCCAGAGAGGAUACCACGACCCUGGGUCCGGCAGACCCAUGCAGGACCCCCCACCAGGCUCCCAUCUAGCCCAGAGAGGAUACCACGACCCUGGGUCCGGCAGACCCAUGCAGGACCCCCCACCAGGCUCCCAUCUAGCCCAGAGAGGAUACCACGACCCUGGGUCCGGCAGACCCGUGCAGGACCCCACAGGGCAAGGCUUCCACCCUAUGGCUGGCCAGAUGAGCCCCAGACCAGGAUACCCCAUCAUGAGGAUGCAGCAACGACCGGGGCUGAGGCCCCAAGGGGUGGUUCCUAACCAGCCUAAUACACUGAGGUUACAGCUGCAGCACCGGUUACAGAACCGCCAGCCAAUGAUGAUCCAGAUGAGUGGAGUGUCCAAUAUGAACCCAACUUUACAGUCCAACAACCCCAACCAGGGGACCAUCAAUGCUCAGAUGUUAGCCCAGCGUCAGCGUGAGCUGCUCAGUAACCACCUCAGACAGCGCCAGCUGGAGCACCAGAGACAACAACAACAACAGAGGAACAUGGUGAUGAGAGCCCAGGGACUCAACCUACCUCCCAAUAUGGCCGCCGCCAACAUGGCUGCUGCAAGUGGCCAAUCAGGAGAGCUGAGUAACCCCCGGAUCCCCCAGACCACCAACCCUCAGCAGUUCCCCUUCCCACCCAGCUACGGUAUGUCCCAGCAGCCUGACGGAGGGUUUGGAGGACCCACCACGCCCCAGAGUCCCCUGCUGUCCCCCGGGAUGGCCCACACCCAGUCUCCCAUAAUGCAACAGCAGGGCCAGGGCUUGCCUGACAUAAACGGUUGGCCCCCGCAGGGGAACAUGGGAGGGAACAGUAUGUUCAGUACUCAGCAGUCUCCGCCCCAGUUCACCCAGCAGCAGCAGACUAACGGGGGCGCGGCCAUGUACAACGGCAACGGAAUGAACCACAACGUCUCCAUGGCAACCAACGCCAGCAUGGGACAGAUGGACAUCACCUCACCUGAGAUCACCUCCAUGGGACAAGAACCGAAAUACUGCUAACCCUGGUGGAGCGUUCAGCCAACCAGCACCUUGAUGCUAAUACCCAGGAUCCAAUGAGCUCGCUGGUUCAUCUUCAACCAAUCAACCAACGGCUCUUUGAAUGGACCUGGCAGUGUCCUGACCCAGCUCUACCCAGCCCAACCCGAUCUCCAACCUCACCCACCUGGCAUAAACUGUGCCUCUUAUCUGCCCCUACUGGGAGGCCCAGGGGAGAAGGG